UUUAUCGAUUCAUCGUUUUAGUCAUAUUUAUUUAUUCAAGAACUAUAUACCCAAAAAUCUAUUGAGAAAUAUGUUUACAAUAAUCUUAGAAAAUGUUUAAACAAGCAUUCAAACGAUAUAAAAUAAAAACAGAAUCACCUGAUCUCCAAGAUGUAAUUGACCUUGAUCAAUAUGAAGCAAUAAAUUUCGACAGUGGUUGUCAUAACCUAGAAUUGGUGCAGCCGGCGAUAGUUCCUGAAAUACAGAUAAGUCCAAGUCUACGAGUGCCAGUUGGCUUGCAAUCACCAAAUGAUUGGCGGUGCUAUACGCUUGCAAAUCAUCCUGGUCUUUUGGUUAUACGCAAUCCAUUUACACCUACGGGCCAACGCUAUUGGAUAGCUAGAAGUCUUCGCGACUACCCGCAAGCUCCCAACUAUGUUAACUUGGAUGCGAAACAUUUUUCCGUCAAUGCGGUAUCGAAUUGGUGGGGAGAGUUACAUCAAAGCGGUCACAAAACUGUUGAUCAGCGUCUUAAGACUGCGAUGCGUUGGACCACAUUGGGAUAUCAUCACAACUGGGACACCAAGGUAUACGAUGAGGCUAAGCACACAACGUUCCCAAGUGACUUGAGUAGUCUGUGCCAAUAUUUUUCUCUUGUGCUUGGAUAUCAACAUUUUAUCCCACAAGCUGCUAUUGUUAAUUACUAUCCGAUUGGCACUACCUUAUCUGGUCACACGGAUCAUUCGGAGUUGAACCUUGCAGCACCACUUUUUUCAUUGAGUUUCGGACAAACUGCCAUUUUUCUUAUAGGUGGCAUGACACUAGAAGAGCAGCCCACAGCUUUAUAUCUACGUAGUGGUGAUGUUUUAGUAAUGUCAGAGAAAUCUCGACUCUGCUAUCAUGCAGUACCACGAGUUAUGAAAACACACAAAAAGUCAUGGAAUGGAAACUCCAAAGAGAUGCAUGAAGAUCCCUUUAACACUUCAAUGGAUUCAGAAUUAUACGAUCAAGUUAAGGACGAGGACUUUUGGAUGCCAUUUGAAGGUUAUAUUAACGAUUCACGCAUAAAUAUUAAUGUGCGUCAAGUUCUGCCUUCGGAUGUUUCCCAAAUACAUAUCUAAAUAUUUGGUAGCAUGUGACAGGUUGUUAUCGGUUUAGCAAAUUUAACAAGUAAGAUCGGUUAUUAUAGGUACGCCGUAGCAUACAUACCCUUGUAGAACGGAAGUAAUGUGCAGACACUUAAAUUGUAUUCCGGUAUUAUUAAUAUUAUGUUUUUGAACAUUUUUAAAAGCAUUCUGUUAUAUAUAUUUCCUGUUUCUUGACUGGUUAUUUAUUGAGUAUAAUACAUGUGUACAAAGUGUAAUUAUUGUAUAAUAAAUUAGUGACUUUUGUGUAUCCGCCUAACUCCAUCUCCACUGGCAGCUUAUGAUGAGUACGGUCAGGUCAAUAUUUGGUAAAAUAUAUACAUUUUUAAUGCGAGAAAUCAAA
Molecule: messenger RNA, 1467 nt
Organism: Drosophila grimshawi
Lineage: Eukaryota; Metazoa; Arthropoda; Insecta; Diptera; Drosophilidae
Gene: AlkB
Product: nucleic acid dioxygenase ALKBH1
Exons: 3
Coding region: 93-1100 (335 amino acids)
Biological process (GO): oxidative RNA demethylation
Cellular component (GO): nucleus; cytoplasm
Molecular function (GO): ferrous iron binding; broad specificity oxidative DNA demethylase activity; oxidative RNA demethylase activity
Source: RefSeq, a predicted model, not a curated record